GUUGCAUUCAGGUGCGCUCGGUUUUUUUUUUCCGCUCUUCUCUGCACCUGUUCGGGAAGUUGAACCAAUAAACUCCUCCUCUUCUUCUCAGUCCCGUACUAUUGAGGGAAAUGACGAGUCCAAAGAAGGACUGGUUAACGAAGAGAAAGGCCCUGCCCUCCUGUGAACAUCUGUUCUUACAUCACGUGAACAAGAUGGGGAAGAUCGAGUGGGCGAUGUGGGCCAAUGAGCAGGCUCUGGCUUCAGGUCUCAUUCUUCUUACUGGAGGAAUAGUGGGGGUGGCUGGCCAGUUCAGAGGCUGGGAGUUUGCUGCCUAUGCUGUUGCCGCCGGUGUGUUUGUGUGUCUGCUUGAGUAUCCCAGAAGCAAGAGGGCCAAGGGGACAAGUAUGGAAAGAUCAGGCCAGCACUGCUUCACCGUGUGCGUAAAAGCCUUUGGACCCCUGACGAGGAACUACUAUGUCCGGGCAUUUUUGCACGCUGGUGUCUGUGUACCCGGAGGGUUCAUGCUCGCCACUGUGCUCGGAUGUGUCUGCCUCGGCAUUGCCAGCCUCAUCUACCUCGCAGCUGCCAUUCGAGGCGAACACUGGGAGCCCAUUCUUCCUAGGAAGGAUACCCGGAAGCCGGUGGCAGAGAGUAUCAAGAAUCCCCCCCAGAACCCCCCACCAAGGCCUCCUCCAGAGACACGCAGGAAAGGGAAGGACGUGGAGGGAGCGGCGUACGACAACCCUAUGUCUGUUACUGAUGAUGAGUAACCAGUUCAGUGCCAUUAUAAAAAGCCACACUCCUCAGAUUAUGUGACUGUAAACAAAAUGUUUCCUGAAGUUUGUUGACAAGACAGAGAUUGAACAAAAUGUUGAGUGUGCUCCUUUUUACCUCAAGUUACAAGAAGGAAAUGAAGUGAAUGUUUGUUUUUUUUUUACAUUUGAAAGAAGAGAAAGUGCCAUACAGGCUGAACAAAUACUAUCAGUUUGCAGCACAGGUGGUGUGUUGGUGCUCACUCUGAUGAGGCUGCUUUCCUUCCUGUCAUUUAAGUUUAUGUUAGAUUUUUACAAGAUGAUAAGUUAUGUAGUCCCUCCUUUAAAGCUUUUGUGUUUGUGCUUUUCUUGAAUGCCUUGAAUUGAAGUUAUUCCAUUUAUUAGGACUGAUUUUAACUGGGAAAAAUAGGAAUAACAGACUGUAUCCAGCUGCUAUUAUAAUAUGUUUCUCUGUUCAUGCUUUUAAAGUGUUGUAAAUAAAUCCUUUGCUUUCAUUGAA
Austrofundulus limnaeus is the source of this 1254-nucleotide messenger RNA. It is a transcript of the gene cyba, whose product is annotated as cytochrome b-245, alpha polypeptide. NCBI's taxonomy places the organism in Eukaryota, Metazoa, Chordata, Actinopteri, Cyprinodontiformes, Rivulidae. The record is from RefSeq and is a predicted model, not a curated record. Bases 111 to 752 code for a protein of 213 amino acids. Gene Ontology annotation, molecular function: heme binding. The transcript is spliced from 7 exons.